AAUAUACACCCGCUCAUGUAACAGGCGUGAUUCAGCUAGGAUCAGAUCUACUAGCUUCUACCCAUUAAAAGGCUUCUUGACCGAUGGAGCUCACACAUCACAUCCGCGUGGCUCCUCUCACAGUCACACGGAAAAAGCUCGCUAGCUACCCAUGGCGGCGUCUUGUGUUUCGAAGGAAAGGACAGGCGUGCCCGUGGUAGCUCUGAGUCUGGGCAAGCCGAUGCCGCGCGUCGGCUUCGGCACGGCGUCGGCGACUCUGGGCCAGGCCGAGGGCCGCGCCGGCGUGACGGAGGCCGUCCUCAGCGCUCUCAGCGCUGGGUACCGCCACUUCGACACGGCGUCGGCGUACAACUCGGAGGCCGCGGUCGGGGACGCCGUCAUCCACGCCGCCGCCGUCCGCGACGACCUCUACAUCACGACGAAGCUCGCCAUCACCGACGCGCACCCCGGCCGUGUUCUGCCGGCGCUACACAAGUCACUCCGGAAUCUGCAGAUGGAGUACGUGGAUCUUUAUCUCAUUCACUUUCCGGUGAGCAUGCGGCCGCCGGUGGUGGAAGGAGGCCUGGCGGUGGUGAAGGAGGACCUGGUAGAGAUGGACAUGAAGGGGGUGUGGGAGGAGAUGGAGGAGUGCCACAGGCGAGGGCUUGCGAGGGCCAUUGGCGUCAGCAACUUCAGCUGCAAGAAGCUAGAAUACUUGCUAUCCUUUGCUAACAUUCCCCCGGCUGCCAACCAGGUGGAGGUGCACCCACACUGCCGUCAGAACAAGCUAAGGGCAUUUUGCAGGGAGAAAGGAAUCCAGCUUUGUGCAUUCUCACCGCUAGGUGCCAAGGGCACGGCAUGGGCUAACAACUCCGUCAUGGAGUGCCCUGUCCUCAAGCAGAUAGCCCAUGAAAAGGGCAAGACCGUCGCCCAGGUGUGCAUUAGGUGGGUGUUUGAGCAGGGAGAUUGCGUCAUCGUAAAAAGCUUCAACGAGAAGAGGAUGCGAGAGAACCUCGACAUAUUCGGCUGGGAGCUCACGGAAGACGACCGUCGCAAAAUCAGCGGCCUCCCAGAAUCGAGAGGAACCUUCGAUUUCUUCGUCCAUGAGUCCGGGCCUUUCAAAACCGCCGAAGAGUUUUGGGAUGGUGAGAUCGUUGCUGGCCAAUCCACUAACCAAGUUGCUGUCCGUUUGGAUCCGACCAGCUUACAGUAAACUGGAUUUAAAUUAAAUGGAUUUCAUCUUGAUCGGUGACGAUCUUCUCUCAGUCGAGUUCCAUCGAUCUAAUUCUAAUUAAGUUGGAUUUCCAGCAAGAAUAAUAUGGAGAUAAAUAUAUAAUUGCAAGAAUGGUUCUCCCAUGUAUCAACGGCAUCUUCCUUCACUAUUACAUGCGGUUCGCAACUCCUUUGUACAGGCGGAUUGAUAAACCGCCAGUGACUAUAGGCCUGUGGAAAUAAAUGUUUCCACAUGCGGUUAAAUGAGAACCGUCUGUAGGCGGUUCGGUUAUGUGAAUAUACAUGCAAUUUAACCCAAUUUUUAAA
Messenger RNA from Sorghum bicolor (sorghum), 1518 nucleotides. RefSeq names its product non-functional NADPH-dependent codeinone reductase 2. The record is from RefSeq and is a predicted model, not a curated record. The transcript is spliced from 4 exons. Gene Ontology annotation, cellular component: cytosol. Gene Ontology annotation, molecular function: aldose reductase (NADPH) activity. NCBI's taxonomy places the organism in Eukaryota, Viridiplantae, Streptophyta, Magnoliopsida, Poales, Poaceae. Bases 152 to 1192 code for a protein of 346 amino acids.